UUCCCAACGGAAGGAACGGAAGUAUAAAUACCUCUACGAAACUCUGCGAAUGCCAGUUCUUUUUUAGAUUCUAUUCAGAGAAGUAGUACCAAUGCGGUGUUCAAUUGUUUUCAUUUUAUUGGCGAUAACCUUUGGGCGAUCUCUGUCCCAGCAUUGUGAGGUGGAUGAAUCCCAACACGAGUGCGGAGGAUACUGUUACGGAGCUGUGAAACCGGUCCUGGAGUACCUCGCCAUCCUGCAAAAGCGAGUGGAGUCCUGUGAGGCCAAGCAGCCGGCUGACACACUCUCCAAAAUCGCCCUAAUGAACGAAAAGUUGGAGACUUUGGCAGGACACAUGGCAACCCAGCAGUAUUUGGAAAAAAGAUCAACGGCAAAAACUCAUGAACUAGAGCAACAAGUGGCUGCCGUGCGGCAAGAACUGGACACAAAAUUACGGGAGCGCAGGAGUUGGACAGCCACAGAUAUUAGAGCAAAAGUGGCUGCCGCGGCAGAAUGGACGAAAGAUAGAGACUCUUGGUAA
Drosophila obscura is the source of this 520-nucleotide messenger RNA. RefSeq lists its product as uncharacterized. The record is from RefSeq and is a predicted model, not a curated record. Lineage: Eukaryota; Metazoa; Arthropoda; Insecta; Diptera; Drosophilidae. The transcript has 2 exons. Bases 92 to 520 code for a protein of 142 amino acids.